Messenger RNA from Populus euphratica (Euphrates poplar), 1002 nucleotides. RefSeq names its product beta-amyrin 28-oxidase-like. Gene Ontology annotation, molecular function: oxidoreductase activity, acting on paired donors, with incorporation or reduction of molecular oxygen; monooxygenase activity; heme binding. Gene Ontology annotation, biological process: sterol metabolic process. The coding region runs from base 1 to 1002 and encodes 333 amino acids. Lineage: Eukaryota; Viridiplantae; Streptophyta; Magnoliopsida; Malpighiales; Salicaceae. The record is from RefSeq and is a predicted model, not a curated record. The transcript has 2 exons.
AUGCCGCUGAUAAUCCUUUUGGUUGUUGCGGCCAAGUGCAUGGACGUGGAUCUCAGACUCCUCUUUUCGUAUCUCCUUCCUCCUGCUGUACUAUCAUACAGAAGAAAAUCCUCCAAUGCCGAAUUUCCGCCGGGAAAAACAGGAUGGCCGAUCAUCGGAGAAACAUGGGACUUUGUGAGAGAUGGCAGGAGUGGAACACCUGAGAAAUUCGUAAAUGAUAGAAUGAGUAAAUACUCGACGGAUGUCUUUCAUACAUCCCUUCUUGGAGAUAAUUUGGCUAUGUUCUGUGGUGCCUCAGGCAACAAGUUUUUAUUCUCGAGCGAAAACAAGUAUGUCACCACCUGGUGGCCUCGCCCAAUACAGAGAAUAUUGUCUUUUCCUGAGGAAAUUGUUACCUCUUCCAAAGAUGAUAGUACCAUAUUGCGCAGAUUUCUUCCUGAAAUUCUCAAGCCAGAAGCUCUGAAAUAUUACAUUCCUGUUAUGGAUUCAAUGGCUAAAGAUCAUUUGGAGGCAGAUUGGUCCCCAUACAAACAAGUAAGGGUGUUGCCAUUGUCCAAAAAAUACACUUUCGCACUGGCUUGUAGAUUGUUUAUGAACAUCAAGGAUCCUGCUCAUGUUAGCAGGCUUGAAAAUCACUUCAAUCUUGUCACUAACGGCCUUGUGUCAGUACCUAUAAAUUUUCCCGGUACAACCUAUUACCGUGCAGUCAAAGGAGGCAAAAUCAUUCGCGAGGAGCUUCUAGCCAUCAUGAAGCAGAGGAAAGGGGAGCUAGCAUCGGAGAAUUAUGAAGAAGGUGCUGAAGCUACUGAUCUAUUGACCCUGAUGCUUCUUGCAUCGGACGAUAAUGGGCAACCUUUAAAUGAAAGGGAUAUUGCAUACAAGGUUUUGGGUUUACUCGUCGCAGGCCAUGAUACAACCAGUAGUGCAAUCACAAUGGUCAUGUACUAUCUUGCUGAGUAUCCCCAUAUCUAUCAGAGGGUUUUGGAAGGUAAAUAUCCUUAA